This is a messenger RNA of Sebastes umbrosus (honeycomb rockfish), 9466 nucleotides long. RefSeq names its product early endosome antigen 1 (gene mpripa). NCBI's taxonomy places the organism in Eukaryota, Metazoa, Chordata, Actinopteri, Perciformes, Sebastidae. Gene Ontology annotation, biological process: actin filament organization. Gene Ontology annotation, cellular component: actin cytoskeleton. The record is from RefSeq and is a predicted model, not a curated record. Gene Ontology annotation, molecular function: actin filament binding.
CCACUCUCUCGGCCCAAACGAGGAUUUUUCACGAAAACAUCCACCGCAGACUGCGUACCGGAGACCAACAGAGCUAUACGACGGAACCGGGACGUUAUGGAUCAAACAGCGUGACAGCGGGAGUCUAUAUGGCGUUUGUUAAAGUUGGAUAACGGUGUGAGAGACGUUAGAGAACAGCGGAGUUAACGGUUAUGAAUGCGGUUGUUAGGCAGAGAGCCGUUGAGAGAGGAGCCGAAGAGGACUCCCUCCAACGGUAGAGCCGCUCCGCUCCGUACCGUACCGCUCCGGUCCGCCUUCAUGGAGGCUGACGGGACCUUUAGCAGUGAGCUCACAGGCCCGGAGAGUCACCUGUGAGACGUCGACACCUCGUUGGACGUAAUUAAAGGAGAAAAAACCGCGCACACCUGCCCGCAGUAGAACUUCUGAGCGAGUUAACGUUACAAAGUUAGCAGGUCGACGUCAUGGCUGUCAUAGAUACCACUUAACGAGAGGUGGUUAAUGCACCGCCUCAGGUAACACACACAGGACAGGUGAACGCUAUUUAACGGACUUUCUUUCUUCUGACUGCUUUUUAGAAAGUUGUCCUGUUAUAUAUUUCACCAACUUCAUUUUGGUUGCAAGAAUUUUUUUUUUUUUUUUCCUCAUCAAAGUUUCACCUUCUCCAGUCAAACCAUGUCAUUCAAAGACAACCCUUGUAGGAAGUUUCAAGCCAACAUUUUCAACAAGAGUAAAUGUCAGAACUGCUUCAAGCCCAGAGAAUCACAUCUGCUGAACGACGAGGACUUAAAUCAGGCAAAACCGAUAUAUGGAGGAUGGCUGCUGCUGGCACCAGAGGGAACAAAUUUUGACAAUCCCUUACACAGAUCUCGAAAAUGGCAGAGGAGGUUCUUCAUCCUUUACGAGCAUGGCUUACUUCGCUACGCUCUGGACGAAAUGCCCAGCACUCUACCCCAGGGGACAAUCAAUAUGAACCAGUGCUCCGACGUCAUCGAUGGGGAGUCCAGAACGGGUCAGAAGAACUCGCUGUGCAUCCUGACACCUGAGAAAGAGAACUUCAUACGGGCAGAGUGUAAAGAAAUCAUCAACGGGUGGCAGGAGGCUCUGACUGUAUACCCCAGGACCAACAAGCAGAACCAGAAGAAAAAACGCAAGGUUGAUCCACCCACUCACCAGGAGCCAGGCCCUGCCAAGGUGACGGUGACCAGCAGCGGCAGCGGAGGAAGCAUCCCCUGCCUGCCCAGCAGCAUCGCCAGUGCCGAGCGUGUCCCGAUGAGCCGCGCCACUCUGUGGCAGGAGGAGAACCGCUGGAGCAGGGCCACCAUCCCCUGCAGCCGCAGUGCCUCCUGUCUCAGCCAGCUGAGCCAGAGCCAACCAGACGCCAGUAUCACUACUCAAGAUGAUGGCGGCACCAUGAGCACUGGACGCAAGGUACGAGUGGAGAGUGGCUACUUUUCCCUGGAGAAGACCAAGUCGGAGCCUUUUCCACAGUCUCAGCCACCCCAGCCCCCCCAGCAUCUGCCCCUGUCCUCUUCAGCAUCUUCGUCCUCUUUAGGAGCUCUCAGUCCCAGGUACAACUCUGAGUCCGAAUCCCAAACUUCCCCUUAUCAACCCUCCCAAGAUCCCCUCCCUUCUCCAGGUGCGCUUGUUUCCCCCAGCUACUCCACCAUCAGCUCCUCCCAGAGCUCGCUGGACUCCGAGCCCAGCGGGACUACACCCUCCUGGGAGGCACGCAGUGGUGGUGGUGGUGGUGGUGGUGGUGGUAGUGGUGGAGGAAGUACCGGUAGUUUCGGGGGUGGAGGAGGCAGAGUGGGCCGGCCUGGCAGGGAGUACACAUCGCUGUCUGAUGUUCCACGGGCUCGCAGACUGAAUUACCGCGAAGCCUUCCGCUCAGAAAAGAAGCGCCAAGAGCUGAGGGCACGGACACGGAGUCCCGGCAGAGAGGAGGUGGCUCGGAUGUUUGGGGAGGAGCGCAGGCGUUCUCAAAUCAUUGGCCGAUAUGAGGAGGGUCAGCCUGUAGAGCGCAUGGACACAAGCAGCUCCACUGAGCCCUCUGCUAACACCACGCUAAUCCAGAGACAAGGCCGCAGCGAGAGGCGCUAUCUGGCUAACAAACAUGAGAUGUCACUGGAUGCAGGAAAGGACCGUUCGGUCCCUGAUGUGUCCAGCUCCACUUUCGCUAAUUUAAGAAGAGCCAAGUCACUGGACCGCAGAGUCACCGAGUCCUCAAUGACUCCAGAUCUGCUGAACUUCAAAAAAGGAUGGAUGACAAAGCUGUAUGAAGAUGGAAUGUGGAAGAAACACUGGUUUGUCCUGACAGAUCAGAGUUUGAGGUACUACAAGGACUCGAUAGCAGAGGAGGCUUCAGAAGUGGAUGGUGAGAUUGACCUCUCCACAUGUUAUGAUGUCAAAGAGUUCCCGGUCCAGAGGAAUUACGGCUUCCAAAUCAUGUGUAAAGAUGGAGCGUGCACCCUGUCAGCCAUGACCUCCGGAAUCCGUCGCAACUGGAUUCAGGCCAUCAUGAAGAAUGUGCGACCCACUAUUGCCCCCGAUGUCACGCGGAAAAACAUCUCUCUGAAACUAUCCGUUCUGAAGCCCAGAUCCCUCCCCGAGGAAAAAGCCCACGUGAUGUUGGAGCCAUGUCCACAGGCCGCCCCUGAGCCAAGCCCUGGUCCUGAGGCCCCCAAGUCUGUCGUCCACAUACAGUCAGCUGGCAACAAUGCCUCCGAGCCCCGCAAAAGCCGAGUUCGCGAGCGCAGACGAGAGGGUCGCUCCAAGACUUUUGACUGGUCUGAGUUCAAAAUGGAACGAACGGAAAAGCCCGCGAAUGAACGAGCGGACACAGUCGACCUCAGCUCGUCAUUCUCCACGACGUCCUCAUAUUGCUCUCCCUCCUCGUCCCCUUCCUCAUUAGCGUCCUCUCCCAUCUCUACCUCCUCCAUCCAAACCUCUUCUGUGUCAGGUGCUCACCCACCUUCCGUGACAGCAGAAAAGGAGAGUGUUAGGAGGGGUGUCCCUCCACACAGCACAACCAGUGCAACCCACAUGCCAAAUACUGUUACUGUUACCAUGACCUCCACGCUACAUACCACACCACCGGCACAGCCGUCGAUACCUGAAUGCCAAGAGCAAGGAAGGAUGGAAGUAGACCACCCUACAGUCACGCAUCCUGCUAGUGAACACAAGAAGGACAACAAAACCUCAGAAGUCCGAGAAGAGAUUGAGCAUCGAUGGCAUCAGGUGGAGACGACACCGUUAAGAGAAGAGAAGCAAGUGCCCAUCAACACAGCUUCAAGAAACUCUGACAGAUUGCCUGCACAUGAGCUUGCUGCACUGCUAGACAAAGAGUUGGGACAGAAGCAGCAGGAGCUGGACCGACUACAGAAGCAAAACAACGCUUUAAAAGAACAGUUGGAAAAUGCUCUAGGGAGGGAGCAAAGUGCCAGAGAGGGCUAUGUACUGCAGAAUGCAACACCCCCUUCCUCCUCACCGCACAGAGUGCCAUUGCAACGCCUGCACGAGCUUAAUGAAGACUUGCAAGGCGAGUUGGAGACACAAAAGCGCAAGCAGGACCUUGCUCAGCAGCAGAUUCGGACACUAAAGAGAAGCUACACAGAAGCCCAGGAUGCUGUAGACCACCAUGAGUCUGGCAUUCAGGCUCUGCAGGCUAAACUAGCAUCUGCAAUGGCUGAAAUCUUGGCCAGUGAACAGGCUGUGGCCAGAAUGCGCAAUGAGCUCAAGCUAGAGCAGGAGCGUUCAAAAGAGCAAGAAGAGGAGUAUGGCCGCGGUGAGGCCACCCUACGAGCCCAGCUAAAGGACAGUGAAGAUAGACUCCGUGAUAUAGAGGCCAGCCUCUUAGAGAGAAACCAGGCCCUCAGGCACCUGGAGCGCCAGCAGGCCCUGCAGCGAGACCACGCGAGAGAGAUACAGAGGCUGCAGGAGAGGCUGCAAGAGGUGACUGCUCGGCUGGACGCUACUGAAGAGGGUCAGGCCCUGAAGGAGGAGCGCCUGAGGAUGGAGCAGCAUAGCAUGCAAGAGAGUCAUGAGAGGGAAAGACAGAAUCUGUGUAGAAGAUUAGCUGAGGCUGAAACUGCCCAGAAAGAGAUGGAGAACCGAGUGUUGGAGGCUGAGCAGCAGGUGGAGGCUCUGUUAAGAGGGAGGCAGGCCUCUGGAGGAAAGGAAAGGGAGGAAAUGUUGAAGUUGCAAGAGGAGCUGGCCCACAAGACCGACAUGGUAGAGUCACUGAGGGAGAGCGUGCGUAGGCUAGAAGAAGAGAAAGGCCAUGUCACUUGCCGCUGUCAGGAGCUUCUUAACCAGAUUGCAGAAGCAGACCGUGAGGUGAAUAAGCUCCGCAACCGUCUGGAAACAGAAGAGGCUGACUACUACACCCUGGAGCACUCGUACGAGAGGGCCACCCAAGAGUUUCAGAAAAUGAGCCAGUUCCUUAGAGAGAAAGAGGAGGAGAUCCGGCAGACUAAAGAGAUGUAUGAGAGGCUGGUGGAACGUAAAGAAGAGGACUUGAAAGAGGCCCUCGUUAAAAUGGCUGCACUUGGCAACAGCUUGGAGGAAACGGAGCAGAAGUUGCAAGCUAAGGAGGAGCUUCUUUGUCAAAUGAGUCAAAGUAUUUUAAAUAAGGUUGAGCCAUGUAGUGCUGAGAAGGAUCUGCAGGCCAAGCUCGUGGUUGCAGAGGACCGUAUAGCGGAGCUAGAGCAGCAUCUCAAUGCCCUGCAGCUGGGCUACGCUGACCUACGAAUGGAAAGGCAGCAGAUCCCAGAACAGAGCAAGAAGGCGAGGCUUAAAACAUCGGCCUCCUUAGCAGCAAACACAGAACACUUACUGUCAUUUAACAAUACAUCCACAACAGAGAACUCCCCAGAUGAUAAGGAGUCUCAAGCUAAGAGACCAAGGAUACGUUUUUCCAAUAUUCAGUGCCAAAAAUACAUGAAUUUAGAGGGCCUGGACACUAGCCAUGAGAGCACUACCUUUGCAGACAUGACACAAAAAGUAAACCAGGACGUAGUCGAAGACAUCCAACUAAGUGAAGGAAACAUCUCUGAUAACCCCUUCUCUUACAGUAGUGACCCAGAGAAGUUCAUCUCUAUUAUUCAUGCCCUAGAGACUAAACUGCUAGCCACUGAGGGAAAACUAAGAAACCUCACACUGAAUCUAGAAGAACAGCGAUCCGUCCAAGCAGAAGACAUGUCCAAGAUUGAUCUAAAGAUGACAGAAACAAAGCCUAACCCUGAGAAGUGUGGAAGUGGGAUACAGAGUAGUGCUGCCAAUAAGCAUUAUGCCAAGGCCCUGGUGUGCGUGGAAAACAGUCGAGAGAAAGUCAGGACUAUUCUCAGUGGCUGUCAUGAGACCCCUGAUACACAGCUGCACUCAUUGUCGGAGAUAGAAAGCGAUUUGUUCAAUGCGUCGCUGUACAUCCAACAAGGACAAAAGACGCUGGAAGAGCACUCACCAGUUGUCCAUCAAAAUCAAACCCCAGACACUCUAGAUAAAGAGGCUUUGCACCUCUUCGCCAAAACGUUAUCGUUUGAGGCAGUCGUUUUGAACAAGAUGGCUUUGUUAAUACAGACUUCAAAGUCUGACCUCCUGCAGUCUCUUGCCGAGAUAUGGGAAGACAUGGAGAACGUUAAAAGGGGUGACAAAGAUUGCAUGGCUGUAGUUUAUGCUGAUGUCUUGACGAGGAAGUUGAUGUUGGAGAGUUCGUUCUGGAAAGAAUUGGAGAAAGCGGAGACGGAUGUUGCUAAAUCCAAAGAGGGCAGCGUUUCGGCUGAUGUAGAUGUUGAUGCCACAGUUAUCUUUAAUACCGUCAUUAAAGCAGAGCUUACCUACUCUAUUCAAAACCUUAAACUUUGCUAUGAAGACAAAUUCAAAACACUGAAAAGGGAGUUGACUGAAGCCCAUGAUAACCUGCAUCAAAGGGAACUGGCUCUGAAAGCAAUUAUUGAAGCUUCCAAAAGGCCUGAUUUGAAAAAUGUAAUAAAAGAAGUCAAAAAUAACUUUGGAUUUAGUAAACAAAAGUUAGCAGACGUUCACCCCUCUGAACUUGCUCCCUACAUGGAGCAGAUUGAAAUGGAAGAGGCUAGAGGCUUGGCCGAGCAAAUCGUCGACAAGCACUUGGCUGGAGAAAUGCCCUCUUGUGGUGUCGACUCUAUUGAAUCGCUGCAAAAUGCACAUGACAACCUGGCAAAUGAACUUCAAAGACAAGCAGCGGUCCUCCAUAAGUAUGCUCAAGAGAUAGAAAGUGGCGGAAACAAUCCUGGACUGGCUCAAAUGAUCCACGCUCUUCUGGGCCACCAAACGUCACAUAAUUUCACAAGUACCUCUCUCUGUAUGCGUGAAGCCCUAAUCCAGGCCCAAGUGGCUUAUGUGGCGUGCAGGUUACGGGCCAUGCACGAACAAGACUUGGGCUGGUGUAAACAGACGGGUCAGAACAUGCAUGCUCUCGUCCAGCAGCACGCCCACAAUGUCGGUGCAAUCCAAGAGAAAUAUGAAGCAUCCUUACAGGACGAGCGGCUGAACUUCACACAAACAGUGUCCACUCUCCAGAAGGAGAACCACACGUUAAAGAGUGAGAUCAGCAAACGUGUGAACCAGCUCUCCCAGCAGCAGGAGCAACUGGCUCUCCUGGAGGAGCAUUUCAAGAAGGAGACCGAAGAGAUGAAGCAGAGGCACAAGCAAGAGCUGAGCCGAGCGGAGAAAGGCCGCGCCUCGACCGAGCUGGCCCUCAUGGAUACAACGGCCGACAGUCAGCGGAAGCUAGAAGUUCUGCUGGUGGACAUGGACACGAUGGAGGAGCGGCACGAGGGUCACGUGAGGAAACUGGAGGAGCAGUUUGAACAGCAGAUCUGUGAGCUUGAGCAAAUCCACAAACAGGAGAUUGAAAAGUUACAUUCUCAGUAUAUGGAAAACAUUCAGUCCAUCCAAAAGCUCCAACAGGACAAAAGAGGUCCCGAGGUUUCCUACUCGCCUCCUUGUGAUGAGGCCGCUACACCGAUGGAAGAGGAGGAGCAGGGGAAGGGGGAGGAAGCACAGGCCAUGUCGGAGUUGGACUCCAUGGUGGUUCUGAAGGACCGGAUCCAGGAGCUGGAGGCUCAGAUGAGCACCAUGAGGGACGAACUGGAGAACAAGCACCUAGAAGGAGAUGUGGCCAGCCUGAGAGAGAAAUACCAGAGAGACUUUGAAAGUCUUAAGGCCACGUGUGAACGUGGCUUUGCAGCAAUGGAAGACACACACCAAAAGGUCGUACAUGACAUCCAGAGGCAGCACCAGAGGGAGAUUUCCAAACUUAUGGAAGAGCGAGAGAGACUAUUGGCUGAGGAGACUGCUGCCACAAUUGCUGCUAUUGAGGCGAUGAAGAAUGCACACAAGGAGGAUCUGGAGAAGACCCAUCGUUCCCAACUGAGUGGACUCAACUCUGACAUUGAUGAGCUUCGCUUACAAUACGAGGAGGAGCUGCAGUCCAUCCACAGGGAAUUGGAGGUGCUGUCAGAGCAGUACUCUCAGAAAUGUCUGGAGAACGCUCACCUGGCUCAGGCACUGGAGGCCGAGAGGCAGGCCCUCAGGCAGUGUCAGAGAGAGAACCAGGAGCUGAACGCUCACAACCAGGAAUUAAAUAACCGACUGACUACAGAGAUCACCCGGAUGCGCUCCUGUUGGAGUGGUGAAACAGCGCUGUCACCUCUUACGCAGGGCAAAGAUGUGUAUGAACUGGAGGUGUUGCUACGAAUUAAGGAGUCCGAGAUCCAGUAUCUUAAACAGGAAAUCCACUCUUUGAAAGAUGAACUGCAGUCUGCUUUAAGGGACAAGAAAUAUGCCACAGACAAAUAUAAGGUCAUCUAUACGGAGCUCAGCAUUGUAAAAGCGAAGGCCGACUGCGACAUCGGCAAACUGAAGGAGAAGCUGCUCAUUGCAACCGAAGCUUUAGGCGAGAGGACGGUCGACGGAUCGGUCACAUCUGGAUACGAUAUAAUGAAAUCAAAAAGUAAUCCAGAUUUCCUGAAAAAAGAACGAUCAUCAACCUCCAAGCUAUCAAGAGGCCUAAGGUCAAAGAGCCUGAAAGAGGGACUAACUGUGCAGGAGCGGAUGAAGCUUUUUGAGGCAAAAGAUUCCAAAAAGAUUUGAAUAUCAAGAAUCUGAAGUUUCUCUUUCGACGGGUUUUGGUCAGAUUGCUACGGCCGUGCCAGCAUCAGCUGAAGACUCUUAUAGGAAAUGGAAAAAAAUCUAUCAAGGUCAAUUCUCAACCCCGACCUGCUGCUUCCAUGCCUCAGAUAAGUUGUCAUAUUUUUGUUAAAUUUCUUUUUUAAUUAAUGGAAAAACAUUUUACUGAAUCAAUCCUGUGUACGGUUUCUUUAAAAAAAAAAUAUCCAUAGAUGUAUAAUCUGUCCAAUAUGGAGAUGUGUCAAAUAAACUGCGAGAGGGAUACACGACAGCAUUUUUAUUGAUCCUCCAAAAUGCCAAAACAGACAGCAAUACACAGUAUGAAUAAUAUAUAUUUCCCAAUAUGAAUUAAGUAUCUGCUGUAUUUUAUUAUUGUUACAGUUUCUAUAUCUAAUAAUUUUUAAUGUGUUUAUUGUCGCACCAGUUCUGUUGUACAUAACUACUGGAUAUAUGUACGAGUGUGGUUUGCUAUUGAUUGUUGGGGCAUCUGCUGUACUAUAACUACGGUUUGAUUGAUAGUGGAAAACAAUGUGAUGCUUAACUUGCUUACGUAUGAGAGUUUUAUAAAAUGGAGUGUCUGUGUGUGAAGGGGGAAAAGAGGGGCGGGAUUGCACUUAUCACUUGACUACUUGAGGAAGCUUUUUUUUUUAUUUGUCUCAAAUUGGUGUAGUGACUUCAAGUCAAUUAUUGCAGUGCUACCAAACAUCCUGACUUCUGUCAAAUUUAGUGAACAAUCGUGACUUGUUAGUGAUACUGGAUUUUCUUUUUUCUUUUUUUAAAGUUUCCUAAAACCUGGAUUUGUGUUUGCUCAGUUUUGACUUUGGUGUGAGAAUAUCAUCUCAGAAAAAAAACGGAACUAUUUAGGACUUUGCAUGACUGUACAGUAUCAUUUGAAUUGCAAAAUGAUCAUGUUGCCUCGUUUUCCUACUUUAUGCUUUAGUGUGGAACUCUUAACACUAAUAAGCUUUGCUUUGCAAGUCCUACUGUUUAGGUGUUGAGAUUGAAAUGUUUUACUGUAAGCCGCAGUCUUGAAGCACUUGGCCCAAUCCCUGACCUCCCACUAAAAUCUAGUCGUGCCUCAACUGAGUGAAGAAUAUAAACAUCCAUGAAACCUGUGCAGCUAUGGAUACACACUGUAUAGUAUUCAAACCACGCCUUGUAUAUAUAUAUAUGCCACACGGAAGACUUCUGUGUUUUGUUUUAAACUUGUACCUUGCUCACUAGCUCUAUAUGAAAUAUAUAUGAAUAUUUUUUAUUUUCAUUUGAAUGUAUAUCGUCAAAUAAAUGAAGUGUUUGGAAA